This is a messenger RNA of Cryptococcus amylolentus CBS 6039, 1011 nucleotides long. RefSeq lists its product as hypothetical. NCBI's taxonomy places the organism in Eukaryota, Fungi, Basidiomycota, Tremellomycetes, Tremellales, Cryptococcaceae. Gene Ontology annotation, cellular component: Cdc73/Paf1 complex. Gene Ontology annotation, molecular function: protein binding. The record is from RefSeq and is a predicted model, not a curated record. The transcript is spliced from 7 exons. Bases 1 to 1011 code for a protein of 336 amino acids.
AUGUCUCUGGCGUACCUCCAACAAGAAUCCACAACCGCUGCCCCAGACGCCCUCUGGAACGUCGCCUGGCUGCACUCCAACAACAUUAUUUCCGCAUCCGCCGAUGGUCAUCUGAGAAUCUACGACUCCUCCUCCCUCACCGCUCCUGUACACACCAUCCCGUCCCACCCCCUCGCCAUCUCUUCCCUUUCAGUCACUGCCGAUGGUACUAGAGCUUUAGCCGCGAGCUUGGACGGGACUGUAGUAGCUAUAGACACGGAUAGCGGGGAGAUCCUGGGUAAGGUGGAGACUGCAAGUGAAGCGAUUGGGGAGGAUGAAUUUGAGGUGCCUGCGUUCGCGUGCGCUAUCCACCCACAAGGCACGUCAUGGGCUUGGGCAGGCCGUGGCUCCAGAAUCGGUCUUGGCUCGAUCUCCGCGGAAGCCAGCUCAGAGGGCCAAGGCAUCUUGAGCGGACCCCGGUCGGCCGUGGAUGUCGGCAAGGGAAAGUUCUGUAUGGACCUGCAAUAUUCGCCUGAUGGUCGAUCUCUGGCUGUGUCCACAGAGCAGGGCCAAGUAAUCGUCCUCGACACCGAGUCCCAAUCUAUCGUUGCGUCAUACAACUCGCACAACAAAGCCGUCCGUACCAUCACUUGGUCUCCCGACUCUCAAUGGCUCUUCUCAGGCUCGGACGACAAGCUCAUCGUCCUUUACGACGUACGGGCAGGUUCCACCAAUGGUGCAGAGGGGCAAGGAGAAGGCGCUGUAGCCACUCUACCAGGGCACCAAAGCUUUGUUCUGAAGGUGGCUGCUUCUCCGGAUGGAAAAUUGCUGGGUAGCGUGGGCGCAGACAGCUUGGUCAAACUCUGGGACAUUUCCCAACGUACAUGCGUCUCCACCUCCUCCACCAACGCUGAAGCGUGGGGAAUCUCGUGGCAGCCUGCUGACGCCGGCAACUUGGCGCCGGGAAAGCAGUUUGCAGUCGCCGGGGAUGACAAGGUCGUCACCAUCUAUCGGGCAGCUGGUGCCGUCUAA